GUUUGUUUUGAUUUCUGAAUGUUGUCUGUAUGCUAAGUGGUAUCAACUUUACGGCACCUUCAUGUAUAAAGUAUUAUUUCAUUGACAUUCUCUAAUAUUCAACCGAAUGACCGAUCAAUCACUGAUGUAUGCUGGAAAAAGUCUGCUUGAUUUGGCUUAUAAAUUGUAGCUGGUAAAUGGUAACAUACUUGUGCUGUUAGGUGCCUCCAAAUCUGAAUGGAAUCAAAGGAUUCAAAAGAACCAAGAGCCGAACUACGAUGGUGCUGGUGGCUAGGUGUCUCUGUGUUCGCUGUUCUUGUUGUGACUGCAGCUUUUCUAACCCUGUGGAAGGAUUUUCACUUCUUUCACUUCAGGAAAUCUCAUGAUCACGGCAUAGUUGUUGAUAAAUAUGUCGAUGCUCUCAACAUUGCCAUGCAAUUCUUUGAAAUUCAAAAAUCUGGAAAACUGGUUGAAAAUGGGAUUCAGUGGAGAGGAGAUUCGGGACUGUAUGACGGGAAAGAAGAUAACUUGGACCUGUCAAAAGGAAUGUAUGAUGCUGGGGACACCAUGAAGUUUGGAUUUCCAAUGGCUUUCACUGCAACAGUUUUGUCUUGGGGCAUUUUAGAGUAUGAGGAUCACAUGAAAAAAGCGCAGCAGUUGGAUUAUGCUCGAGACUCCCUCAAGUGGAUCACUGAUUACCUAAUUAAUGCCCAUCCCUCAGACAACAUACUCUAUAUUCAGGUUGGUGAUCCAGGAGUAGACCACGCAUGCUGGGAAAGACCUGAAGUGAUGACUGAGCGAAGGCCUCUAACACAGGUCAAUGAAUCUUUUCCAGGAACAGACAUUGCCGCGGAAACAGCAGCAGCUAUGGCUUCAGCAUCAUUAGUUUUCAAGAAAGUCAAUUCGACUUACUCUAAAUUGCUUCUGAAGCAUGCCCAACAACUCUUCACUUUUGCUGACCAAUACCGGGGUUCUUACAGUAUAAGUGUUCCCAAAGUACAGAACUUUUACAAUUCUAGCAAAUUUGAGGAUGAACUUCUGUGGGCUGCUUCAUGGCUCUAUCACGCAACAGAAGAUCCGAUGUACCUUAAUUAUGUAACUGUACGAAAUGGCAAUUCAUAUGCUAAUUGGGGAAAUCCUACAUGGUUUUCAUGGGAUAACAAGUUAGCUGCAACUCAGGUUCUGCUGUCUAGGAUCAGCUUCUUUGGUCCAAAAGAGAUACCAGACGAAGAAAAACUUGGCCUUCAGAUGUACAGUAAAACGGCUGAGUAUGUGAUGUGUUCAAUCCUACCUGAUUCACCAACAAAAACAACUAAAAUGACAGAUGGUGGCAUGCUAUGGGUUGAUGAGUGGAACUCUCUGCAGUACUCUAUCGCCACAGCAUUUCUAGUAGUUGUUUAUAGUGAUUACAUGCUUACUUCCAAGACACCUACUCUGUACUGCAGUGGUAAAUUAUACAACGCAACAGACCUCCGCAAUUUUUCCAUCUCACAAGCUGAAUACUUGCUAGGCAACAAUCCAAUGAGCAUGAGCUACCUUAUCGGAUACGGAGACAACAAUCCUCAGUACAUACAUCACAGAGGUUCCUCAAUUCCGGUGAAUGCCACAACAGGCUGCAAAGACGGCUUCAAGUGGCUCAACUCCACAGACCCGAAUCCAAAUGUAGCAUUCGGAGCAGUGGUGGGAGGGCCAUUUUUCAAUGAAACAUAUGUAGAUUCCAGAAACAACUCCAUGCAGGGUGAACCAACAACUUACAAUACUGCUCUUCUUGUUAGUCUUUUAUCUGGACUGCUCACAACUUCUUCAGUUGUCAAGUCUCUUAAAUGAUGCAGAUCAUCCAGCAUACUUGGACAGUGUAUAAACAGGAGUAUUAAUCAGUAGUAGACUUGUAACAGAUUAGAAGCAAACUCUUGUCUUCUUGUAUAUAGUACCUCACAAUUAUAAGCAACAGAGCAUCUGCCUACGUAAGAAACAAAAACAGAGUAAAUUUAUCCGUAUUUCUUGCUGAAUU
This is a messenger RNA of Daucus carota subsp. sativus, 1990 nucleotides long. RefSeq names its product endoglucanase 10. Bases 217 to 1806 code for a protein of 529 amino acids. The transcript has 6 exons. Gene Ontology annotation, molecular function: hydrolase activity, hydrolyzing O-glycosyl compounds. The record is from RefSeq and is a predicted model, not a curated record. Gene Ontology annotation, biological process: carbohydrate metabolic process. NCBI's taxonomy places the organism in Eukaryota, Viridiplantae, Streptophyta, Magnoliopsida, Apiales, Apiaceae.